ACGCUUCGCUUUUGCUUCUAUCACGUGGUAAUCAGUUGCACAUGCGUUAUGGGUCUUCGCUAGCCGUGUGUUGAAAUCAUGGCGGUGGCAAUGCAGACUGACGAUUUUCCAUACUUACCUUCGGGACUGGAGGAGGUGAAUAAGAUGAUAAAGGAGCAUAGUGACCUGUUUUCUGACUCCCGGUGUAAAGUCUGCAGUGCUGUCCUCAUUUCUGAAUCUCAGAAGCUGACUCAUUAUCAGAGCAAGAAACAUGGCAACAAGGUGCGUCGUUAUCUCUCUCAGCAAAACGACAAUGAACUGACUGCCAAGAAGCCCAAAUUGUCUAACAGUGAGGAUUGUAACAACGGAGACACGGACCGGACGAAGGCAUGUCAUUUAUGUAACAUGACCUUCUCCUCUCCAGUAAUAGCUGAGUCUCACUAUCAAGGCAAACUCCAUGCCAAGAGGCUGAGAAUGAAAACGGUUGAAUCUCAGAUACCAGCCGAAGUAGCGCAGACAGCAAAGCUGAAGGAAAACCCUUCAGACAAUUCCAGUGGUGUUACAGGGACAGACAACAACAACAACCCAGACCGUUUCUGCUCUGUCUGCAAGGCCUCUUUCAACAACCCACUCAUGGCCCAACAGCACUAUGUGGGCAAGAAGCAUAGAAAACAGAUGACCAGGCUUAAAUUGAUGGAGACGUAUGGCCCCUCCACUGCACCAGCUUCCACAGUCAAUGGUUACCCAUGCACUAUCUGCAACAUUGAGCUUAACUCCGUGGAACAAUACCAGUCUCACAUCAGUGGUGCCAGACAUAAGAACCAAGUUAAGAAGUCAGGUGUGAAGACCACAGAGAACCAGCAGCCAGCAGAACAUUCACAGGAGAGCAGCAACCAGUUCACUUCUGAAGAAAACCCAUAUACACCUGCAGAUGACCAAUACACAGCUGUGGAUGAUCAGUUUGGACCUGGGGAUGAGCAAUAUGGCCAAGAAGGCCCAGAAGAAGAACAGUAUGAUGGAAAUUACCAAUAUGCCCCAGAGAACACAGAGUUCUCAGAGCAGUACCAGUAUACCUGAGGCUGGACUGGGAUGGACUGCACAGGUUUCUGUCAGGACAGAUUGACACUACAACCAGCCCCUUUAACACACCCUGAGCCCUCAUGAACCUUCAGCUCCUGUCUGGCUUUCCUCUCAGUAGGUUCAUCUGCAGAACCACCAUGUAAACCUCUGUUUGGACCCUGGAACUGCCUCAAUGUGGUAUUUUAACAUUUUCUUUCCAGCUUUAACUGACGGUCUGUUUUAUUUAUUUCUAUAGCAGCUCUUCAAAGGAAAAGUCUUAUGGUAUGUAAAAUAUGCCACAGUAUGUAAAAGGUUUAGUCAUGAGUCCACACUUUGAAAGGGCUCUGUCAAUGCUUACACUGACAAAAUAUUUUCCAUGUUGAUGUGCAUUGGGGCUGGGCAUCAUUGGAAAUUAGUCAAUAUUGGGGCUACAAUAACAUGAAACUUUUUGUCGAACUGGAUGUUCUAAAUAACUGACUUGUCUUUCUUUUUUAAAACAACACAAAAUGCCACUUAGAUCUAGAAACUACUACCAGAUCUGAACAAAAUUCUGUCUUAGAAGUACGUAAUUGUGCAUUUUCAGUCUCACUGUUAAACUCAGACAUUUGAUGACCAGCUGACCUGAGCCUCCUGCCGGGGAUUAGCACUGAUCUUGACGAUUGUCUAUAAUGGAGCUGAUCCCUGGCAUAAAUUUGAGUUGAAAACGCACAGUGAAAAAGCUGUUCACUGUGGCCUGAAAAUCUUAUUAGUAUGUGUGCUGAUAGACUUGUAUCACAAUGAAAGUUGACUGACACAUCAGGUGAUUAUUGGCACUGUCUCAUGAAAUCCAGCCUUAGUGUACAUCAAAAUGAAAUAACUUAUUUUCAUCCCAGCCAAGGAAUUCUAUAAAGUUGCAAAUUAUCAAGGAAACUGUUGUACUUCAAAAGAUGAUCACAAAAAGGUAAGAGCAGCUUCCUCUUGGAAUAUGUACUUAUUCUGAGGCUCCCAUAUUACCCUUCUGUGAUGCGUGGCCUCAUACAGAGAAUAUUAUCCUGUUUCUUUUUAGGUCAAUUCGUAUUGGGUUUCUAGCCCCUCAUAAAAAAAUGUCAGCCCUCUUGGCUCCACGCUGCUCCUCAGGCCAGCCGCAGCACUGCUUGUGCACACACAGGCCGACUGCUUCCAAAAGGCUGCAUGCAGAAAAUGAUACUCAACUUAUGGUUUUAGCCCUGACUAACCUUGCAACAGUUUUGAAAUCCAGAACCUCAUGUAAAAAAGUUGAUACUACAAAGAACUCUGCUCAGCUCCCCCUGACUUGCGUUAGGUUGGCUUUUCCAGUGUAUGUAUCCUCUGUCAGCAUCGAGUCUGUUAAAUCUAAAUAAAGUUGCUACAUUUUAUGGCAAUCUGCAUCAACUGUUUUUUUUUUCUUUUUUACAUAAAGCUAGCCAAUUUUUUCAGGCAUCAAAACCUCAGUUUUCUAGAUUACAUUUUUUUAAAUGUGACAGGCAAUACUGUUUUUCUCAUCUUUUUUUUUUCUUUUACUGUGAAUAAGUCUUUGCGUUACCAAUUUUAUUUCUGAUAUUUCCGUAUGCAGCACUACAAGAUGAGUGCAUUUAGCUAAAAAUGAGAUUCUGUAAAGCGUUAGUUCAGAUCAACAAUAAGCCCCUUCGAUGGUUUAUAUAUUUUUCUUUUUUUUAAAGCAUUGCUUAUUUCUCUUUGUAGUGAUGUUGAUGAUAAAUGCUUUAUAACACCUGGUGGCAAGUCAAGAUACAAUUCAAUGUUUUGUUUGCUUGUUUUAUUUUUGUUACUUUUUUUAAUGAUUCAUCCAUUUUCAUACGAAACACUUUCAAAGAUCUGUAAUUGUCAGUUGCAGUUCCUUGCAGUAUUUACCAGAGCAGAGUGAUGUCAAACCAGUAACUGAUGUCAAUAUGAAAAUAAAAUUUUUGUAUAUUUCUCCUCAUAAGAAAAUUGGUUCUUUAUGUUUGUACUGAAUGUCACCAUUUCCUGUCUAACGUAGCUUUUUUAAGAAUGUUUUUUUGUUUUUUACAGAGGGCUUGUGAUUACUGUAUAGAGCAUCAUAUAUGAUGGCCUUGUUUUCACCCCUAUAUUGUGCAUUAAGUGUUAUGUGAUCAAGGAUUUACUUUCAUUAUAAGUUAUGUAUCAGAAAAAAUGCUGCAAAGAUGUGCAUAAAAUAGAGGAGUUUUAAAGUGGGCCUUUCUGUCUGUAUUUUUUCACAAAAAGCAUUUGCUUUUUUGCACUGAGACUGGAUUUUGAAGAUGAUGGAUGAACACAGGUGAAUGGAAAAACAUGCAUGGAGGUUUUUUUUUAAGGCUGAGCUAAAUGUGUCAUUUUUAUUUUUUUAAAUAUUUUUUUUCCUGAGACAAGAUAACUGAAAUGUUGUGCAGGACAAUAAGGCAAAUACCUAUUACUGGCAGUCCUUUACUUUAUAUUUUAUGACUGUGGUUGACUCUUCUUUGGUCGACUUGGUUGAGCAGCAUAUACUUCUCCUGUUCAUAUGUUAGGGAGGACACUGCAUCUUUUAUUUGACACAUUUUUGCAUUUGAAAUAAAACACUACAAGCUAAUGAAAGGAAAAAAUAACAUGCUGCACUAAUGGCAAAAUGAACUUAAAACUGAUAGUUUGGGAAAAAACGCUAUUUCUCAGUGUCUGGAAUAAAUCCUUCCUUUCAAGACGUAUUGGCAGAAAAGGAUAGGUGUUACUAUUUAUUUUUUGUCAGUAGCAAUAAAAGCAUUUCAAACUGCCUCAGAAAGCAACAUUUCCACCAAAGGUGUCCAUUACCUAUGCAUGAAGUUAAUCAUAACACUGAAGAGGUGUGAGGAAAUUCAUUGUUAAAGGUUUUCCUUGCCUCUGAAAACUGUCCAACACUUUUGGGAUGAUCUGAAAUGGACCAGAUGGUGGCGCACUUGCACUUUGGUAUUGAAGGAAAGGUGUUUGGUCUCAGCUCAUGAGAAAAAGCUUAUCCAAGGUUCACAAGGGCUUGCUGCUUUCAAUCCAGUUAAUAAUGGAUGGAAGUAUUAUCAAUAUUAUAGAUUUUUUUUUUUUUAACUGAUCAGUUCAGGACUAUUUUCUACACUGUAAUACAAAGUACAAAUAUGAGUUUGUCUUAGUAACUAGACCAAAAGUAGUGUUACUUAUGCUUCCUCUGAGGGCACAGAGGAAGUCGCAUUGGCAUAAAUUUAAGAGUGAUGGCUGGGAUGCCAAUGUGGGUGUGUACUGUGUGUGUUCCUACCCAGAACAUUGAUUGUGAUAUCGAGUGUGAGUAGCUACAAAAGCAUUUACACAAGCAAGAAUGUGUGACAUAUUUUAAACUUCCUUGAAAUAAACUUAUGGGUGGGAGUAGAUUGACCCUCUAUUAUUAUUUUUACUCUAAUUGAUCCUUUUACUGGCAGCUUUGAGCAUAUUUGAGUCUGGAUUAUUAUAUUCAAACUUUGUACUGCCAUUAUGAGCAUCAACUAAAGAAAAUAGGCUGAUACACUGUAUAAGAAGUAGGUACAAAGUGAAAUACACAUGUCCUGAUAUGUGAUAUCAGCCCAUGUGUGAUAUCAGGUGCCAUCUGAAUGCAACAUGCUUUUUAACAAUUUUUGUUUGCAUCUGUGCUGCUGUUCAGAAUAAUUUUUUAUAUUAAAUUGCAUACUUUAAUUUUGAGUACUUAUCAGGCUCUCCAUGCAGUUUUGGGUUUCAUUGCUGUUUGAGUCAUUUAGAAUGUCUAUGUGGAGUUCUUUUGAGUCAUUUCUAGACACUUUGCUAUUUUUUUGUUUUGUUUGUUUCCAUGUAGAGCUACGAUCAAAGAUUUCCUUGACAAUCACAUCCAGCUGAUUUAGUUGUUGCUACUUUGUUUUUUCAUUUUCAAUAAUAAUUAAACCAGAACGAAAAAUGUUUGGUUAUUGAAAUGAAUUAAGUCUUUGUCUUCUUUGCUGUUUUAUCACUACUUAUCAGCAACACCAUUGCUCAAAAUGCAUUGAGUUUAGCAUUAUGAGCGCCAAUUAAAGAAAAUAAUUUUGUAUAUGCGUGUGUGUUUGUGUGUGUGUGUGUG
This is a messenger RNA of Menidia menidia (Atlantic silverside), 5068 nucleotides long. Lineage: Eukaryota; Metazoa; Chordata; Actinopteri; Atheriniformes; Atherinopsidae. The record is from the annotation of a GenBank genome assembly.